CAAAUACAUACCUAGCAAAGCUUGCCAAUGGCCGACGAUGUUAUUUAUACCAUGGGUUUUUGUUGUUUUGUAUAUAGAACAGAUUGGUGUAGACUUUCAAGCCCAUUACAUUAUUAUUCCUUGCUUGGUUGAUUUAGAUUCCGGAGGAAGAGAAAGUGAGCCUAAAAACACAAUUGCAUGGAAGUCUGUAAACAAGGUAACCAAUGACUCCAAACAACAAUAACAGUAGCAGCAGCAGCAGGGGAAUUGAAGAACGGAGAAAAGAAAGAGGCCCUGGAGCCAUGAGGAUUAUUGUGCCUCUUCAAGGGGUUGUGCAGGGGCGCGGAGGGCUUGUUUUGGGCUCAGUUAUUCCUUGUGCACUGUUUUACUUCCUACAGCUCUAUCUCAGGAAAAACCGCUCGCCUCCUCCCACUGCUGCUCCUCCUGAAUCUCAAUCACAGUCUCAGUCAUCACAUUCUCUUACACCUAGGAGAUCGAUGAGGAGUCCCACUAGGCCUCCCUUUGUCUCUUCCAGGGCUAACCAUGCCACCGACAGGGAGGUUUCUCUCCAUUACCUAGGCUUGAAGGCUUGCAAGGAGAAUCCCUUUGAUGCCCACAGCAAUCCUAGUGGUAUCAUUCAGAUGGGCUUGGCUGACAAUCAGCUAUCCUUAGAUCUGAUUGAAGAUUGGCUUGAGUCUCAUCCUCAUGCAUCAUCAUUUGGACGGUCUAAUGACAUGCCAAUGAGAUUAGGAGAAAUUGCAGGGUAUCAAGAUUUUUAUGGAAUGGCAGCCUUGAGAACUGCUAUGGCUGGCUUAAUGGGGGAUGUCUUGAAGGCAGCCUUCAAUCCAUCUCAAAUAGUAUUGACUGCUGGGGCUUCUGCAGCUCUUGAAAUCCUUGGUUUUUGUCUCGCAGAACCAGGGAAUGCAUUUUUGGUUCCAUCACCAUAUUAUCCAGGUUUUGACAGGGAUUUCAAUUUGCGUACUGGUGUUGAAUUAGUACCUGUUCCUUGUCGUAGCACUGAUAACUUUGAUGCAACAAUUAAUGCGCUUGAGAGGGCAUUCAAUCAAACUAAAAAGAGGGGGGUAGCUGUUCGUGCUCUUCUUAUAUCAAAUCCUUCUAACCCAGUUGGUAAAACAUUGGAUUCUGAGAUGUUGACCAUGCUCUUGGAGUUUGCAAGGGAAAAGAACAUUCAUCUUAUAUGCGAUGAAAUUUAUGCAGGAUCAGUGUAUGAUAGUCCUGAAUUUAUUAGUAUAGCAAAGUUUCUAGAAUCAGGAGAGUUUGACAAGAGACGAGUCCAUAUUAUCUAUGGUACAUCCAAAGACUUGGGACUCGCUGGUUUUAGAGUUGGAGCUCUUUAUUCUUACAAUGACACAGUUGUAAAUGCUGCUCAGAAAUUCGCCAGAUUUUGCUCUGUUUCCUCUCAUACGCAGUGUUUACUCAUUUCCAUACUUUCAGAUAGUCAAUUUAUCAAAAAAUAUUUGAGAGAGAAUCAAAGGAGGUUAAGAGAGAGGUCUGCUGCAUUCAGUGAAGGAUUGACGAAAGCAGGCAUUAGAUGUUUUAAGAGUAAUGGGGGUCUUUAUUUGUGGGUUGAAAUGGCAGAUUUGAUGCCAUCUUUCAAUCAAAAGGGAGAGCAUGCCUUGUGGGAAAGAUUAUUGUCAGAAGCAAAAAUAAAUAUUACUCCAGGAUCUGCUUGUCAUUGCAUUCAACCUGGAUGGUUCCGUGUGUGUUUUGCUACUCUGAGUGACCAUGAUGCAUCAGUGGCUUUACAACGGAUUCAAGAAUUCUCUAAACGUUGUAAAACUUAACUAUGUCGUGAGCAGUGACGAUCAAUUGCUGACCAGAUCCCAACUAGGGAUAAUUACAGAUCUUGGUUUUUGAUCUUGAUUCAUAUUUGGAAUUGCAUUGUUUGUGGGAUUCUGUCUGCAAAAUUUAUUGUCAAAGUUUUGUAUGGCAACAAAUGGUUGGUGAUGAAUGGGAACAGCUUGAGAGGGGAUGAUGUUUCCGUCCAAUGAUUUGGUCAAGUAAAUAUACCUCUUUUGACAAAACUGUUUUUAAUUUUUUUAGCGGGAAGCAGUACCCCAUUGGAUGUCAGGGCAGUUUCAAUUUGCUGUCAUCUCUAACUCACAAUAAAAUGGACCCAAUUAUUUCUGGGAGAA
Messenger RNA from Cryptomeria japonica (Japanese cedar), 2135 nucleotides. RefSeq names its product 1-aminocyclopropane-1-carboxylate synthase 6. The record is from RefSeq and is a predicted model, not a curated record. Lineage: Eukaryota; Viridiplantae; Streptophyta; Pinopsida; Cupressales; Cupressaceae. Gene Ontology annotation, biological process: biosynthetic process; amino acid metabolic process. The transcript is spliced from 5 exons. Bases 204 to 1784 code for a protein of 526 amino acids. Gene Ontology annotation, molecular function: pyridoxal phosphate binding; transaminase activity.